AUGGCGGUGGUUUUGCGUUAUGUGGACAAAAAUGGGAAAGUCAUUGAAAGGUUUGUAGGAGUUCAACAUGUUCCCGACACCACUUCAAACACAUUAAAGGAGUCUAUUGAUGCCUUCUUUCAUUUCAAUGAGUUGAGCUUCUCCAAUUUACGAGGGCAAGGUUACGAUGGUGCUAGUAAUAUGAAAGGUGAGUUCAAUGGACUCAAGACAAAGAUUUUGAAUGAUCAACCUUGUGCAUUCUAUGUUCAUUGCUUUGCUCAUCAACUCCAAUUAGCUCUUGUUGCCGUAGCAAAGAAUAAUGUUGAUGUUAACACAUUCUUUCUAUUGGCUAAUAAUGUGGUAAAUAAUAUUGGAGCUUCAUGUAAGCGUUGUGAUGCACUUAGAGAGAUGCAACAAAAAGAACUUAUGAAAGCUCUUGAAAAUGAUUCUCUUAUGACGGGACGAGGCUUAAAUCAAGAAACUAGUCUCAAACGUUCCGGAGCUACAAGAUGGAAUUCACAUUAUGGUACUUUAAUUAGUUUGAUUACUAUGUUCUCAUCCGUGGUCAAUGUGCUUGAAAUGAUUGUUGAUGAUAAUAUCAAUGAUAGUGUGGCCGAAGCAAAUAGGUUAUUGAAAGACAUACAAUCUUUUGAGUUUGUGUUUCUCUUAUUUUUGAUUAAAUCUAUAUUGGGAAUCACGAAUGAUUUAUCACAAGCAUUACAAAAGGAUGAUCAAGAGAUUGUGAAUGCAAUGGCUUUAGUCAACACAUGUAAAGAACAACUACUCUACAUGAGGAAUGAUGAGGGGUUUGACCUUUUGGUUGACAAAGUAUUGUCAUUUUGUGUCCAACAUCAUAUUGAGGUUAUUAACAUGGAUGAGACAUAUGUAGCUCAUGGGAGGUCGCGCCGUAAUACCCACAAAAAGACCAACCGUCAUCGUUACAAAGUGGAGCUCUUUUUUGUUGUCAUUGAUUCUCAACUUACAGAGUUAAAUGAUCGCUUCAAUGAAACAAGUACCGAAUUGCUCAUUUGUUUGGCUAGUUUGAGUCCAAAUGAUUCUUUUGCAGCUUUUGACAAAGAAAAGCUACUUCGCCUUGCUCAAUUGUACCCUCAGGAUUUUACAAAGCAAGACCUAUUGACACUUGAAGAUCAACUCGAUAUUUAUAUUCAUUCUAUGCGUUCGAGAAGUGACUUUUCUGGGUUGCAAAGCAUUAGUGAUCUUGCUAAGAAAAUGGUGGAAAAAAGGUUACAUCGAGUAUUUCAAUAUGUGCAUUUACUUAUUGAAUUGGCUUUGGUUUUACCUGUUGCAACUGCUUCAGUGGAGAGAGCAUUUUCUGCCAUGAAUAUCAUUAAGAGUCCACUCCGCAACAGAAUGGGGGAUCAAUGGUUAAAUGAUAGCUUAGUUGUUUAUAUUGAGAAAGAUAUGGGAGACUUCCCCUAUUUUCCAGAAAGUUAUCAAAAUGGGGGAACAAUUCCAAGAUUUCAUGGUUCUAAAGCGGAUUUAAUCCAUAACUCAUCGGAGUCCAGCAGCAGGCAUUGCCGGAACAAUUCUGGGGAAUCACCGAAAGUUAUACAGAGGUUAGCACCUCGAAAAUUAGGUAGAUUCAAACAUGCAGAGCAUGAAACGCUUACUAGAGGUUUAAUGAGGACCCAUUCGAGCUCAGGGGACUUCAAAAUUAACGAGUUCCUCGCCAGAGGUCCACAUCGGAAACUGGGUGAAGAACACAUGGACUACAGGAGUUCAGAAUCUCGGAUUCGAGUCCGAAACUUAUGA
Messenger RNA from Malus domestica (apple), 1752 nucleotides. RefSeq lists its product as uncharacterized. NCBI's taxonomy places the organism in Eukaryota, Viridiplantae, Streptophyta, Magnoliopsida, Rosales, Rosaceae. The record is from RefSeq and is a predicted model, not a curated record.